AUGGCCAUCGACAGCAUACCAUAUCCUGAUACCGAUCGCCUGGCAUACCCCGAGAAGACCUUCUACCCAGCAAAGAUCCCUGUAUCACACUGGCAAUUACGACACUACAUUUCAUCGCCUGACAAGGACGCCAUCUACUACGCAAGCGGAAACGAAGUCUACUUCCUAAACACCGUCUCUCGAAAACGCAAAUACAUUGCCACCCUGCCCUUCGAGGCACGAUGUACCGCCUCUGGCUUUGGCUGGAUUUGUAUUGGAGGUGAAGAAGAUGGUCAUUUUGCCGCAAUCAAGCUCGAGGGCUCGUCGCCCAUCCGCUCCGUCGACGUGGACGCGCCGCUGCCAUUCGACUAUUGGCAACCACAGAGAGGCUCGCCCAGAGCUGCCAACGUUAAGCUUGAACGAAUAGGCGAAGAGAUUGUCAACUCCAUAUCCAUCCACCAGAUCCACGACGAGGAGAGCCACCUCUACGAUGUCGUCGCCGUGCUGACCAACAAUGACAAGACUGUGCGUGUCUACUCACUGCCUCAGGCUCUGGAGACAGUUGUUUUGGAUCUGCCUUUUCCAAUGAACCAUGCUUCAAUCUCUCCAGAUGGGACUACUCUCGUUGCUGUCGGCGAUUCAAAUCAGGCCUUCUUCUUCACAAGGACUCUAUCACAAUCUCCUCCACAAAUCCCAAAACCUCACAACCGCCUGAACAUGAGCAACGUUACCUGGGAUCUAGCAAACAUUGUCCAUCUUCGCGCAGGUGACCCGACAGCCCAGCCUGGCUACUUUACUACCGCGUGGUCGCCCAACGGUAGCCUUGCAGCUUUGGGCUCGGAAGGCGGAUACAUCACCGUCUUUGAUAUGGUUAUGUUUGCGCAAUGCGCUGCCGAGGAUGCAGAAGACGCUAUUAUCGCAACCAUCCCAUCAACAAGACCCAACAUUGUCGCUGCUCUCCACCCAGGUGCUGUCAGAUCCAUGCUCUUCUCGCCUGAGCCUUGGGAUCUCCUGAUCUGGGCCGAGGACCAAGGUCGAAUUUGCAUUGGCGACCUACGUACGGGGUUGAAGACCAAGCAGGUGAUAGAGCUAAAGCUGGAUGAAGAGGGGUUGAAGAAGAUCGAGCUUGAGGAGAUUGUGGCCGAAGACGCGGUCGAGGGUGAUCGUUUCGACGAUCUGCAGCAGGAAAUCUUGAACCGCUACCGCGAGGCACGAGAUCCUGCUGAACAGGGCAACUUUGCUACCGAAUUUCUCCAAGCCAGGGAACGUGAACGAUACCAAAGCCUGGAUCGUGCUCGUGCGAUGUUUCCGACCUCGCGUGAUACAACAGCCACACCUACAGACGACCCUCGAGGUCUCACAGCUCAGGAACAACAGAUUCUUGAAGCACUUCGUACGACUAGACAACGCGAAGAAGCUCGUACGCAGGGCAGCGUUCCUCGCUCAAUCAACUACACUAGUGCCAGCCUUUUCAGUGGCCACACCGACAGUCGCUCUUCGGCAAUCUCUCGAUCUACCGAAACACCUCGCCCAUUCAGCGAUGUUCUAGUCAACCACAACGACCCCUAUGCAGCUUUCCCGGAACUAUCACGAACAUCACAGCGCGACUCGACAGAGACCCGCGAGAGACAGCGCACUAUACUCGACAACACAUUGCCACCUCUUCAUUCGAUACAAGAAUACCUACUGCUUCGUGAUAGAGAGCGCGAGACUGCUUCUGGAACCAACACCGAUCGCGGAACUGCCAUUCGUCGUUCUGGCGCAGGAGGAGUUCCCACUCUGACGAGCACAGCUGCGACCAUACCGCCACAUGCAACGAGAGCCGCAACAACCAGCACCGAUACUGACGAGGACAAUCCAUGGCGUACGAUCUCCAACGCAAUGAGUCUAGCACGGGGACCUCUUUUUGAAUCAUCACGAUCAAUAGACGCCAGUACUCGACAGUCACGCGAGCGAGAGGCUAUGGUGCGUACGGACCAAUUUCGCCGAAUGGCUUCGCAGCGCGAGCGCCUUCGCGGGCUCAGACGUGAGUUUGAAAGUGGAACAGAUGCAGCACAGAGCUUGUAUGACACACUUACCUCGCUCCGAGGCUUCACAUCAACUCGUCCUACAGCUUUCCAUGAUGGCUACGAGAUGCUGCUGCGCAGAUCAGGUCGUGAAGCUACCAUAGGAGUUAGAACGGCAGGCCUAGCCAUCAGCCACGACGGUCGGAGACUGUGGGCUGCGUGUGAGGAAGGCAUAUUCGAGAUUGACCUACAGGUCAAGCUGAGAAUGAUGUUUCCUGCAGUGGAAAUGAAAUAA
This is a messenger RNA of Aureobasidium subglaciale EXF-2481, 2280 nucleotides long. RefSeq lists its product as uncharacterized. Bases 1 to 2280 code for a protein of 759 amino acids. The record is from RefSeq and is a predicted model, not a curated record. Gene Ontology annotation, molecular function: protein binding. Lineage: Eukaryota; Fungi; Ascomycota; Dothideomycetes; Dothideales; Saccotheciaceae. The transcript is spliced from 3 exons.